Messenger RNA from Brassica napus (rape), 2427 nucleotides. RefSeq names its product F-box/FBD/LRR-repeat protein At5g18770. Gene Ontology annotation, molecular function: protein binding. The transcript is spliced from 4 exons. The coding region runs from base 1 to 1974 and encodes 657 amino acids. NCBI's taxonomy places the organism in Eukaryota, Viridiplantae, Streptophyta, Magnoliopsida, Brassicales, Brassicaceae. The record is from RefSeq and is a predicted model, not a curated record.
AUGGAUGGAAAUGAAUUUACCAUUCUCCCCAAGGUUGGUCAGUUGUGGGUGAUUUACAGACUUUGGGCUCCUCACUUUGGUGUCGGAGCACUAGACGAACACUGCUUGGACUUUGACAUGGUCCAAGUUCUUGAUGACGCCUUUAACUACAAGGUUUUAGCGCUGGAGCAAGUCUUGGUUACUAGUGAAGAGAAGAAUAAGUUCUUUAGAGCGGCUAAGAGUAGGCCAUCUUAUUGUUAUGAUGAGGAUGGGCCAGGAGUGAUAUUUACAAUCCCACAGUCGAAAAUGCUCAGAUUCUCUCAUCCGAUUCCUGCUUCCCCUGUAACCAAAGAGGGAGACGAUCACUUGAUAGAUCGAAUAAACAGGAGAGAGCUUCAAUGGAGAAGUUCUUCUAUAAGUCCCAAAAGCGGUAAGCCCUCUUUCAUCUUCUUCUCUCCUUCCUUGCUUGUUUGUCUGUUACUCUACCCUGUUUACCUCUUGGAACGCAGUAGCUUUUGUAAGGAAGUUAAAAGUUUCGAUUUUUGUAGUAAUCUUAUCAAGUUACGUGUCGCUUCUAGGUCAGUUCGAGAAGGAGGAGUAGUUAUCAGAGGGGAAGAUAGGAUAAGCUUAUUACCUGAACCGUUGUUAUGUCACAUACUCAGCUUUCUCACCACCGACCAAGCGGUUCGGACAAGUGUUUUGUCCUCAAGAUGGAGACAUAUCUGGAGAUGGGUCCCUAGGUUAGAACUAGACAGCUUUGAUUUCACAAACGACAAAGUCUGUGUGGAGUUCAUCGACAAGUUUCUUGCUUUCCAAGGCAAGUACUACUUGCGUGAGUUCAAAUUAACCAUUGACCACGAUUUCUUCGAUGGUGAGGCUUGUCUCAGUAUAGUGGAUAUGAGGAAGCUUGAACGUUUCCAAGUCGAGAACCGGUUUAGACUCAAUAGCAUAUUUUACAUAGCGACACCCUUAAAGCUUUCCUUGUGUGAGGCAUUGGUCUGCUUAAAGCUCCAAUUUGUUAGGCUGUAUGAUUUGAAGUCUCUUUCCUUGCCCUGUCUCAAGAUCAUGUUCCUGGAAGACGUUGUUCUGCCUAGCGACGCGGCUGCAGAGGAGUUGAUCUCUUGCUCGCCGGUUCUAGAAGUUUUGAAGAUAUGCCUGAGUAAAGAUGAUUUCGUGGUAGCUUUACGUGUCUGCUCACUGUCACUAAAGAGCUUCACUUUAAAACGAGCGGAACCUGUUCAUGCUGAUGCUCGUGCUGUUAUACAUUCAGUUGUGAUCGAUACCCCAAAACUCGAGUAUCUGAGUCUCAUGGAUUACUACGAACUCGUAAGCUUCGAAAGCUUUGAGAUAAUCAGUAUGGCUGAGUCUGUCAAAGUUAAUUUAGAUUUCAAUUUUGUGAUGACAAGAGAGUACUUUUCGGGCAUGGAAAUCCUCUACAAUCUUCUCAAGAACUUUUCACGUGUUGGAGAUGUGACCAUGUCAUGGAGAACUCUGCAGUUUAUAUAUGUCCUCUAUCAUAAGGAUCCACUCCCAAAAUUUCAUGCCUUGACCCGUUUGCGUGCCACUAUGUGCUUAAACACAUUGCCUGAUCUGUUGCCAAUUGUUCUUGAGACCAUGCCGAACCUGAAACACUUGUCAUUGGUAACAAUUUGCUUAAACGAGCUGUUUCGUGAUUUAUGGUUGGGAAGGUUGUCUGAAUUCUCCACUGUGCUGCCUCGUUGUUUGGUAUCGUCUCUUGAAUCUGUUGAAAUGGAAAGCCCGGUCACGGAGAUAGCUACUGAAUUGUAUUUGGCUAGAUACUUUAUGAAGAACUCUACAACACUCAAGAAGCUCGUGCUACGUUUGAAUCAGUCUUCAACUGGAGAGAAACACAAGCCUGGUGUCUUGGAACAACUCAUUAAAUCUCCAAGACGCUCUACUUUGUGUCAGUUGGAAGUUAUUACUGUGGUUCCAGCGUCUGAGGAGGAUGUCUAUGUAAAAUCCAAUAGGUUCUAGAGCUGGAUUUAAAUAAGUGUAAACAUAUGCAAAGUAUGGCUUAAGACUCCAUUUGGUUUGGUUGAAUGUUUUUUGAGUACCUUUAUAAUUUAGGGAUUAACCGAGGGUUCUUAGCGGAAAAAUUCGUUUUUACAGUAUAAGUGUAAUGAGAUUCGGUUUUGGUAGGAAAAUUCGUUUUGCGAUUUUGACGGAAAAACUUGAUUUUACGGUAUUGGUGGGAUUUUUUUUUUUUUUUUUUGCGGUUUUGACGGAAAAUUCUAUUUUUGUGGAUUUUAGCGGGAAAACUUAAUUUACAGUUUUGGUGGAAAAUCUUGUUUUACUGUUUUGGUGGAAAGACGAAAAAUCUCAUUUUGGCAAGAAAUCCUGCUUUUUCGGUUAGCGGAAAAUCUUGAUUUUUUUUGUUUCAGUGAAAAGACUCAAUUUUACAAUUUUCUAAGAAAAAUUCAUUUUUGA